Peromyscus eremicus (cactus mouse) is the source of this 2846-nucleotide messenger RNA. Its product is annotated as protein argonaute-4. Bases 64 to 2649 code for a protein of 861 amino acids. The record is from RefSeq and is a predicted model, not a curated record. Gene Ontology annotation, molecular function: protein binding; RNA binding. Lineage: Eukaryota; Metazoa; Chordata; Mammalia; Rodentia; Cricetidae. The transcript is spliced from 18 exons.
GCGGCGGCGGGGCCCGGAGCGGGAGGCGCCGGGGAACGGAGCGAGGCAGCCCCUGUCGCCGCCAUGGAGGCGCUGGGACCCGGACCUCCAGCCAGCCUCUUCCAGCCACCUCGUCGUCCUGGCCUUGGAACUGUGGGGAAGCCAAUUCGACUGUUAGCCAAUCAUUUUCAGGUUCAGAUCCCUAAAAUAGAUGUGUAUCACUAUGAUGUGGAUAUUAAACCAGAAAAACGGCCUCGUAGAGUCAACAGGGAGGUAGUAGACACUAUGGUGCGACACUUCAAGAUGCAGAUAUUUGGGGAUCGGCAGCCCGGCUAUGAUGGCAAAAGAAACAUGUACACAGCACAUCCACUGCCAAUUGGACGGGACAGGGUUGACAUGGAGGUGACCCUUCCAGGUGAGGGUAAAGACCAAACUUUCAAAGUGUCUGUGCAGUGGGUGUCAGUUGUGAGCCUUCAGUUGCUUUUGGAAGCUUUAGCUGGGCACCUGAAUGAAGUCCCGGACGACUCAGUACAAGCACUUGACGUUAUUACAAGGCAUCUCCCCUCUAUGAGGUACACUCCUGUGGGCCGUUCUUUUUUCUCACCUCCUGAAGGUUAUUACCACCCUCUGGGAGGCGGCAGAGAAGUCUGGUUCGGCUUUCACCAGUCUGUGAGACCUGCCAUGUGGAAUAUGAUGCUCAAUAUUGAUGUAUCUGCAACUGCUUUCUACCGGGCCCAGCCUAUCAUUGAGUUCAUGUGUGAGGUUUUAGAUAUUCAGAACAUCAAUGAACAAACGAAACCUCUAACAGACUCCCAGCGUGUGAAGUUUACCAAAGAAAUUAGAGGUCUCAAAGUUGAGGUGACUCACUGUGGACAGAUGAAACGAAAAUACAGAGUUUGUAAUGUGACAAGACGACCAGCCAGUCAUCAAACCUUUCCUUUGCAGCUAGAAAAUGGUCAAGCUAUGGAAUGUACAGUAGCUCAGUAUUUUAAGCAAAAGUAUAGUCUGCAGCUGAAGUACCCCCAUCUUCCCUGCCUUCAAGUGGGACAAGAACAAAAGCAUACAUACUUGCCACUUGAGGUCUGUAAUAUAGUGGCAGGACAGAGAUGUAUAAAGAAGCUCACAGACAAUCAGACAUCCACAAUGAUCAAAGCCACAGCAAGAUCUGCUCCUGACAGACAGGAGGAGAUCAGUAGAUUGGUAAAGAGCAACAGCAUGGUGGGUGGGCCUGACCCACACCUGCAGGAGUUUGGGAUCGUUGUCCACAGUGAGAUGACGGAGCUCACAGGCAGGGUGCUUCCUGCUCCUAUGCUGCAGUACGGAGGCCGGAAUAAAACAGUAGCCACACCCAACCAGGGUGUCUGGGACAUGCGAGGAAAGCAGUUUUAUGCUGGCAUUGAGAUUAAAGUUUGGGCAGUGGCUUGUUUUGCGCCUCAGAAACAAUGUAGGGAAGAUUUACUAAAGAGUUUCACUGACCAGCUUCGUAAAAUCUCCAAGGACGCAGGAAUGCCCAUCCAGGGUCAGCCGUGUUUCUGCAAGUACGCACAAGGUGCAGACAGUGUGGAGCCCAUGUUUAAACAUCUGAAAAUGACAUAUGUGGGCCUGCAGCUGAUAGUGGUUAUCUUGCCUGGAAAGACACCAGUAUAUGCGGAGGUGAAGCGUGUUGGAGAUACCCUUUUAGGUAUGGCCACACAGUGUGUCCAGGUCAAAAAUGUUGUGAAGACCUCACCCCAAACCCUUUCCAACCUUUGCCUGAAGAUAAACGCAAAGCUUGGAGGAAUUAACAAUGUACUUGUACCUCAUCAAAGGCCUUCUGUGUUCCAUCAGCCUGUCAUUUUCCUGGGAGCAGAUGUCACUCAUCCGCCUGCUGGGGAUGGAAAGAAGCCCUCUAUCGCAGCUGUGGUGGGCAGCAUGGACGGCCACCCCAGCCGGUAUUGUGCCACAGUUCGGGUGCAGACGUCUCGGCAGGAGAUUGCUCAGGAGCUCCUCUACAGUCAGGAGGUUGUGCAGGAUCUGACAAGCAUGACUCGGGAGCUACUGAUUCAGUUCUACAAGUCCACACGCUUCAAGCCCACUCGUAUUAUCUACUACCGUGGAGGGGUGUCCGAGGGACAGAUGAAACAGGUAGCUUGGCCGGAGCUAUUAGCAAUUCGAAAGGCAUGUAUAAGCUUGGAGGAAGACUAUCGGCCUGGAAUAACCUACAUUGUGGUGCAAAAGAGACAUCACACUCGACUCUUCUGUGCAGAUAAAACAGAAAGGGUGGGGAAAAGUGGCAAUGUCCCAGCAGGCACUACAGUGGACAGUACCAUCACACAUCCAUCUGAGUUUGACUUUUACCUCUGUAGUCAUGCAGGAAUUCAGGGAACCAGCCGUCCUUCACAUUACCAGGUCUUGUGGGAUGACAACUGCUUCACUGCAGAUGAACUCCAGCUACUGACUUACCAGCUCUGUCACACCUACGUGAGGUGCACGCGCUCGGUCUCCAUUCCUGCCCCUGCAUAUUAUGCCCGGCUGGUAGCAUUUCGGGCAAGGUAUCAUUUGGUGGAUAAAGAUCAUGACAGUGCGGAAGGCAGUCAUGUGUCAGGACAGAGCAACGGCCGGGACCCUCAGGCCUUGGCUAAGGCUGUGCAGAUCCACCAUGAUACCCAGCACACUAUGUAUUUUGCCUGAGAGUCUUGGAAAAGAACUCAACCAAUUCGGCGUCCCACACAUCCUCAAAUGUUUCAGAUGCCUACUGCCUCUAGAUAGUGCCACGUUGAUUUCAAGUGGUCCCUACUAGCAGCUCGGAAUAGAUAGUUGCACUGAAUCUGUACUUUGCAGCCCUGUCUGGUGCAUCAACAAAACUGAGCCAUUUAAAAAAAAAAAAA